This is a messenger RNA of Lutzomyia longipalpis, 1469 nucleotides long. RefSeq names its product tumor susceptibility gene 101 protein (gene TSG101). Gene Ontology annotation, molecular function: ubiquitin binding. Bases 198 to 1397 code for a protein of 399 amino acids. Gene Ontology annotation, biological process: protein modification process; endosome to lysosome transport; protein transport. The transcript is spliced from 5 exons. NCBI's taxonomy places the organism in Eukaryota, Metazoa, Arthropoda, Insecta, Diptera, Psychodidae. Gene Ontology annotation, cellular component: ESCRT I complex. The record is from RefSeq and is a predicted model, not a curated record.
AAUGCGCGCGGGUGCCGCCGAUUGUUUGCCGAAGUUUGACAUUUCACCAUUUUCUGUGGAAAUAAAUCUUUUUUGCAAAUUUAAUUUUUUCUCUGAGUUUUCUUUGGCCUUUUUGCGUGGUGUAUUUUGGGGAAAAGUUAAUCUUUGAAGUGAAUUUGGGGUGAAAAGUGUGUGAAAAAGGUGAAGAGUGGAAAAUUAUGGCUGGACAGGAAGAAGCAGUUCGUUUAUUGCUCGUCAAAGCAAAGUAUCGGAAUGUGGAGGCCACGAAGAAAGAUGCAAUGCGGGUGUUUAGAGAAUACCAUGGGCUGACUCAUCUCUGUGAAGACUACGUCUUCAAUGAUGGCUCCAGCAAGAAUCUCUUCAGACUCCAGGGAACAAUUCCUGUUAAUUACAAACAAAAUACCUACCACAUCCCAAUUUGCAUCAUUCUCAUGGAUACACAUCCCAAUAAUGCCCCCAUGUGCUACGUAAAGCCCACUCCGGAGAUGCACAUCAAGGUGUCGCAGUAUGUGGAUCACAAUGGAAAGAUUUAUCUGCCCUAUCUGCACGAUUGGCAGCCUAAUUCUUCAGACCUCUUGAGCCUCAUCCAGGUGAUGAUUAUGACGUUUGGGGACUUUAUGCCUGUUUACAGUAAACCCAAGCAGAAUUCAGCCCCAUACCCGGCAAACUUUGGAAUGCCCCAGGCUUCCAAUGCUGGAAGUGCCUAUCCGCCGUAUCCAACAACCGGAUAUCCCCCAUAUCCAGCUGCAGGGGGUGCGAGUAAUUUUGUGCCAUACCCACCUGCCACGGGAGCUACAAAUUCCCCCGGCUACCCUAUGGAUAUGCCAAUGCCCAAUCCCUAUUCCACCCCGUACCCCCCGAGCAACACCAAUGCCAACAAUGGUCAGGGAACCAUCACGGAUGAGCACAUCCGGGCAUCCCUGCUAAGUGCCGUGGAGGAGAAGAUGUGGCGAAGGAUUGUUGAGCGUGUGAAUCAGCGUCAAGCAGAGCUGGAUACGCUCAAGCGCACAAAGCAGGAACUCGAGGAGGGACGUAGCAAAAUUGAGAGUAUUGUGAGUUCCCUGGAGAAGGAGGAAGCCGAUCUGAAGCGCCAUCUGUCCCAGUUGAAUGACAAAAAGGACGAAUUGGAUAAAUCCCUCGAGGCUUUUGAGCGCAAAGAUGGGAUUGAUGUGGAUGAAGCUGUCAGCACCACAGCUCCACUCUACCGGCAAUUACUUAACGCCUAUGCCGAGGAAGCUGCCACUGAGGAUGCCAUCUACUACCUCGGUGAAGCCCUGAGGAAUAGUGUCAUUGAUCUGGAAACAUUCCUCAAGCACGUACGUCAACUUUCCCGGAAACAAUUUGUUCUGCGGAGUCUUAUGCAAAAGUGCCGUCAAAAAGCAGGCUUGGCUGGAUAAAUUUAUUUUCUUUUCUCUUUAAGUGCAUUUAAAGUGCAUGCUGUAACAAAUAAAUAAACUUUUAUCCAUUGA